This is a messenger RNA of Perognathus longimembris pacificus (Pacific pocket mouse), 5461 nucleotides long. RefSeq names its product RAB11 binding and LisH domain, coiled-coil and HEAT repeat containing (gene Relch). The transcript has 29 exons. Gene Ontology annotation, biological process: intracellular cholesterol transport. Bases 274 to 3924 code for a protein of 1216 amino acids. NCBI's taxonomy places the organism in Eukaryota, Metazoa, Chordata, Mammalia, Rodentia, Heteromyidae. Gene Ontology annotation, cellular component: recycling endosome; trans-Golgi network. Gene Ontology annotation, molecular function: protein binding. The record is from RefSeq and is a predicted model, not a curated record.
GGCGGGGAGAGGGCGGGGCGCGCGCCAGUUCUCGCGAGACUGAGGACCAGGAAGACGCCUGCAGAGCCGGCUGCUGGUGCAGCGGCCGCUGAAGCGGUGGGUGUUGCUGCGCCCGGACCUCCUACUUCCGAGUCAGGGCUUAGCCUCCAGGUGGGGAGGCGGGACGUGGUUGGGCCGUGGCGGUGUAGGUGCUUCGAGGCCACCGAGGCUCAGUCUCACGCUGCGGCUUGUUGACGCCCGUCAGGGAGGCGCCCACUCUCCUGUCAGGGUAAGAUGGCGGCGAUGGCGCCCGGAGGUGGCGGCGGCGGCGGCGGCGUGAAUCCGUUCCUCAGCGAUUCGGAUGAGGAGGACGACGAGGUAGCGGCGACCGAGGAGCGGCGGGCAGGACUUCGGCUGGGCGCGGGCGUGGGCCUGGACCCCGGCUCAGCGGGCUCGCUGUCGCCCCAGGAUCCCCUGGCCUUAGGGAGCGGCGCGCGGCCGGGGGUCCCGGUGGAGGCGGCGGCGAUGGCCCUGGGGGGCGCCGGGGAGACCCCGGCCCGCCUGUCCAUCGAUGCCAUCGCCGCCCAGCUGUUGCGCGACCAGUACUUGCUGACUGCCCUGGAGCUGCACACGGAACUGUUGGAGAGCGGCCGCGAGCUGCCUCGGCUGCGCGACUACUUCUCCAAUCCAGGCAACUUCGAGAGGCAGAGCGGUACCCCGCCGGGGAUCGGGGCUCCGGGGAUCCCCGGAGCGGCGGGCAUUGGAGGCGCCGGAGGUCGGGAGCCGAGUACGGCGUCGGGCGGGGGACAGCUCAAUCGAGCUGGGAGCAUAAGUACUCUUGAUUCUUUAGACUUUGCAAGAUAUUCAGAUGAUGGUAACAGAGAAACAGAUGAGAGAGUAGCAGUCCUGGAGUUUGAACUACGGAAAGCCAAGGAGACCAUUCAGGCCCUCCGAGCCAACCUGACAAAGGCUGCAGAACAUGAAGUUCCUUUACAGGAACGAAAAAAUUACAAAUCAAGUCCUGAAAUUCAGGAGCCAAUCAAACCUCUUGAAAAGAGAGCUCUAAACUUCUUAGUCAAUGAAUUUUUAUUGAAGAAUAACUACAAGCUUACAUCAAUAACAUUUUCAGAUGAAAACGAUGACCAGGAUUUUGAGUUAUGGGAUGACGUAGGAUUAAAUAUUCCAAAACCUCCAGACUUACUACAACUUUACCGAGAUUUUGGGAAUCACCAAGUGUCUGGGAAAGAUCUUGUUGAUGUAGCCAGUGGAGUGGAAGAAGAUGAACUAGAGGCUCUUACACCAGUUUUAGGCAGCCUUCUUCCUCCUACCCUGAAUACCUCUCAGCCUGAAGAGAACUCCUUGCUAGUACAGGCAUUAGAAGAUAAAAUUAGCUUAUUAAAUAGUGAGAAAUGGUCACUGAUGGAGCAAAUCAGAAGACUUGAAAGCGAAAUGGACUUCCUCAAAAAUGAACGUUUUGCCAUACCUGCAGUUUGUGAUGCUGUUCAACCAUCCUUGGAUCAACCUUGUCCCAAAGACUCUAUGGACAGUGGACAGAGUACAGUUGUUGUAAAUAGUUCUGACCAGGGUAUAAACCAGAAAGCCCAUCUGUCAGUAUCAGAUGUAGUUGAUUCCACUGUUCCUAAAGAAAAUGCCUCAGAUUCUUUUCCCAAGAGAGAAAGAGAAGGAAUUCCAUCUUCUUCUCCAUCGAGUAAAACAACAGUUCACUUUGAUAAGCCCAAUAGGAAACUGUCUCCUGCUUUCCACCAAGCAUUACUCUCUUUUUGUCGAAUGUCAGCAGAUAGUCGUUUAGGAUCAGAGGUGUCUCGGAUUGCAGACAGUGAAAAAAGUGUUAUGUUAAUGUUGGGGCGCUGCCUGCCCCACAUCGUUCCUAAUGUGCUGUUGGCCAAGAGGGAGGAAUUGAUUCCCCUCAUAUUGUGUACAGCAUGCCUACAUCCUGAGCCUAAAGAGAGAGAUCAGCUUCUCCAUAUACUUUUCAACUUGAUCAAAAGACCAGAUGAUGAGCAAAGGCAGAUGAUACUGACAGGUUGUGUGGCAUUUGCUCGUCAUGUUGGACCAACACGUGUGGAAGCUGAACUUUUACCACAGUGUUGGGAACAGAUUAAUCACAAAUACCCAGAAAGACGACUACUUGUAGCGGAAUCCUGUGGGGCAUUGGCACCUUACCUUCCUAAAGAAAUCCGUAGCUCCUUGGUUCUUUCAAUGUUGCAACAGAUGUUAAUGGAAGAUAAGGCUGAUUUGGUAAGAGAAGCUGUGAUCAAAAGCCUUGGUAUCAUUAUGGGAUACAUUGAUGAUCCUGACAAAUAUCAACAGGGUUUUGAAUUAUUGCUGUCAGCUUUGGGUGAUCCCUCAGAAAGAGUAGUUAGUGCAACACAUCAAGUAUUUUUGCCUGCUUAUGCUGCCUGGACUACAGAACUUGGGAAUUUACAGUCUCAUCUCAUACCUACACUACUGAACAAGAUUGAAAAGCUGCUCAGGGAAGGAGAACACGGGCUGGAUGAACAUAAGCUCCACAUGUAUCUUUCUGCCUUGCAGUCCUUGAUCCCAUCUCUCUUUGCAUUAGUGCUACAGAAUGCACCUUUUUCAAGCAAAGCCAAGCUUCAUGGUGAAGUGCCACAGAUAGAAGUGACUAGAUUCCCUCGGCCUAUGUCACCUCUUCAAGAUGUGUCUACAAUUAUUGGAAGCCGUGAGCAGUUGGCGGUGCUACUGCAACUUUAUGAUUACCAGCUAGAACAUGAGGGUACAACAGGCUGGGAGAGUUUACUCUGGGUUGUCAAUCAAUUGUUGCCACAACUUAUAGAAAUAGUUGGCAAAAUUAAUGUUACUUCAACUGCCUGUGUCCAUGAAUUUUCCAGAUUUUUCUGGCGCCUUUGCCGGACCUUUGGCAAAAUUUUUACAAACACUAAGGUAAAACCUCAGUUCCAGGAGAUUUUAAGACUGUCUGAAGAAAACAUAGAUUCCUCAGCAGGAAAUGGGGUCCUCACUAAAUCUACAGUCCCCAUUUACGCAACAGGAGUCCUCACGUGUUAUAUUCAGGAAGAAGACCGAAAACUGCUAGUUGGAUUCUUAGAAGAUGUAAUGACACUACUCUCAUUAUCUCACGCUCCUCUUGAUAGCCUGAAAGCUUCUUUUGUGGAACUGGGUGCAAAUCCGGCCUACCAUGAGUUACUGCUAACUGUUCUGUGGUAUGGUGUUGUCCAUACUUCAGCACUUGUGAGAUGCACUGCUGCUAGAAUGUUUGAGCUGACUCUUCGAGGCAUGAGGGAAGCAUUAGUUGACAAGCGGGUUGCUCCGGCCCUUGUUACCUUGUCCAGUGAUCCUGAAUUCUCUGUCAGGAUUGCAACAAUUCCUGCCUUUGGCACUAUUAUGGAAACAGUAAUCCAAAGAGAGUUGCUAGAAAGAGUGAAGAUGCAGCUGGCUUCUUUCUUGGAAGAUCCUCAGUAUCAAGACCAGCACUCUCUGCACACAGAGAUCAUAAAAACAUUUGGUAGAGUUGGACCUAACGCAGAACCCCGGUUCCGAGAUGAGUUUGUUAUACCACAUUUGCAUAAGUUAGCCUUAGUGAACAACUUACAAAUUGUGGAUUCUAAAAGACUGGAUAUUGCUACCCAUCUGUUUGAAGCCUACAGUGCACUUUCCUGUUGUUUCAUUUCAGAAGAUUUAAUGGUAAAUCACUUUUUACCUGGCCUCAGGUGUUUACGGACUGACAUGGAACAGCUCUCUCCAGAGCAUGAGGUUAUUUUAAGUUCCAUGAUAAAAGAAUGUGAACAAAAAGUAGAAAACAAGACUGUCCAAGAGCCUCAAGGCUCAAUGUCGAUUGCUGCCAGCUUAGUAAGUGAAGACACCAAGACCAAGUUUUUGAACAAAAUGGGCCAGUUGACAACAUCAGGUGCCAUGCUGGCCAACGUGUUUCAGAGAAAGAAGUAGAAGCAGAAAAGAAGCCCCCGAUGAGCACUAAGAUGGACCUCAAGCAGACCAGUUCCUUGUACUUGAAGUACUUGCCUUUUUUAUUUCUCAGUUUUAUGUUCUUGCAUUAUAAUUUUUAUCCUAACCUCCAAAGAUAUUUGCACUGCUUUUGAUUAUUGCUGUAUUAUCUGUUGAUUUGGGGAUUACAACUGUGGUAAUAGAAGAUAGAUUUGGUGGUCUGUACCAAGUCCCUCUUCUAUGUUCUUAUAUUUGAAAAUUGUUUUAUGUAUAUAUAUGUGUAUGUACAUAUAUAUGCGCAUAUAUAUAGAAGGGUUUUGGAGUCUUUUUGUCUUUUAUUUUUGGGUGGGAUAUUAGCAAAUAUCUAUUAUACUCUAAGCUGUUACAAUGGUACUUAAAAUAAUGUAAAUUUAAAGUAAUAAAAGUGGAGAUUACUUAAGUAUUUAAAUUAUGGAAGAAUAAUGUCGACUUUUUAUUGUUUCUUAACUGACUAGAAAGAGCCACCAGCAUUACUCUGUGCCUUUUGGACUUGAGUUUGUGAGUUCUGUAGGGAUUCCGUGCAUUCCAUUCACACAGUAUUUCCAUAGGCUGCUGUGAUGAACUUGAAUUACAACUCCUACAGUAAUUAGAUAAUGAACCGUCCAACAUUUCCGGGCUCUCAUGAAUAUUCUUUAAGUGCUAUUUAAACCUCCCUAACACUUAUAUGCACAUGAUGGACUUAGCUGAAGAAAGACAGCAGUUAAGCGAAUUCUAGUAGAUUCGAUUGCUCAGAAAUAAAUGUGUGUUUUUCCCCAAAUUGAAAUGCAGAAGACAAUGUGGUUUAACUCUAAAAUUUAACACUUAUGCAAAACAUUUUCCUUAAGAUGUUUUCUGGUGAUUUUAAUUUUAUAGGUUACUUUUUCAUCCUAUGUGUUAGAGAAGUACUGAGAAGUCAAGGACUUCAGGGGACUGAUUUUUGCCCUCUGAACUGAAAGUGACAUUAACUAAAUUAUUAUUGGUUAGUUGCCACCUUAUCCCUUAAAGUCAGUGACUAUUCUUGUGUUUGGUAUAUUUCUGUAGCCAAAAGUUAAUGGACAGUUCCCGUGGGAUUUGACAGCUUUCUGUACAGUAAUGCAACUUAAAGUAGAAAGGAGUGCUGGAAAUAGGGGUGCUUCGUUUGAGGGAUUCAUGUGAGGCCUUUUUGAAAAAUGAAUAUUUUGAUAAAGAGAAUUCUCAUUUGAGCACAGAUGAUACAUACAGGUGAUUCUCCUAUUUGUUGUAUAAACUGGUUUAGUACAUUUGGAGUAGAGUUGGAUUACAUUCACUUCCUGGGAGAGCUAGCUUACCAUACAUUCGAGCUUAGAAAAUGAUUUGCCAUAGGCAAAGCCAUUUUAAAAGCUUAUUCUGAAACUUCUUUCUUUUACCUACCGUGAAAUGAUUGUUGACUAACUAGUCUUUCUGAAAACUGUUGGGAUUCUAGGCAUUCCUGAGAAGUAGAAAGUGGCUACCUUUCAUGUCAAAAAUGUUGAUCUAUUAUAAAUAAAAUGUUUUUGCAUACUUG